AAUAAUGGACCCUUAAUUCUUAAUUGAUAAUUUAAACGAUAUCUUACUGAGUGAUUUCUAUACAUAUAUUGAAGUCUUAGGUCGAGGAAGUUUUGGAAUUGUUGUUGCAGCUUCAAGUUAAUAGUUAGAUAAAGUUGUGGCUAUCAAAGUAUUGAGUCAUAAAACACUAGAUUACUCCAUACUUUGAAUAAGAGAAUGAGUCAUCCCUAUUAUAAGAAUGUUCUCAUCCAAAUAUUGUAAAAUUGUACAAGGUGAGAAUAAUUCCUUAUCUUAUUUAAGGUUCUUGUUGCUCAUAAUUUUAUCUAUCUAAUAAUGGAAAAACUGACUGGAACAACACUAGAUGUGAUUUUGAAAGAGCAAACACUAGAUGAAUUCUAAGUAAGGAACAUUAUGCUGCAAGUAUUAAAUGCUUUAGCCUUUCUACAUCGUAAAGGAAUAAUACAUAGAGAUCUAAAACCAGGUAUUUUUGCAUAUAAUAAAAAAUAAGAGAACAUUUUUAUCUCAAAUGGGAAUCAUGUUAAAUUGAUUGACUUAGGAUUAGGAUAUUAGAUAGUUUGCAGAGGUAUAAUAGGUUAAUAAGUGGGAACUCCAUAUUAUAUUGCACCUGAAUUGAUUUAUGGUUGUGAAUAAACGCAAGUAUUUAUUGAAAAUAAAAUAAGGCUUUGGAUAUCUUUUCUUUGGGUAUUAUAUUUUAUCAGAUGUUAUGCAACAAUAAGCAUCCAAUUUGGAUUGAUGGAUAGACUAAGAAAGAGUAUUACAAAACUCUUUCUAGUGAAUUUCGAAUAAAUUAUCCUAUUACACUUUCAGAGUAUUUAAGAUUUAAUAAUAUUUAUAAGAAUGGCUUAGGAUUUUCUUAAAAACACUUUGACUCAUAGUCCAAUGGAUAGAAUGUCAGCUGAAUAAUGUUUGGAGCAUCCAUGGUUAUUGGGUGUGGAGAGAAAGUCUCAUCCAAUAACAAACAAAGAAAUUAUAUAAAGAUAUAAUUUUAUUUAAAAAUUUCAACUUGUAUAUAAAUGAGUUAAAUAUUAUUAGAUAGUUAAGGCAUUAUAGAUGACAAAGAUAUUCAAAUAAAAAUGUCAUGAACAAAUGUAUUAUAUGAAGUCUUAAAAUUCUGAUGAAAUAAAUGAGAUCUUUUUUGAUGAUGAUGUUCCAAAAACAUAAAGAAUUUAUACAGAUACACAUAUUAAUUUAAGACAUUAGAAGACUUAUUACAAACCUUAGAGUUUAAAAACUAUAAAAGUUCCGAAAGUGACAUCUUCAUAAGAUUUGGUGUCUACAAAAAAUAAAUUGGUGAAUUCUAAUAGAUGUUAUAGUAUUAAUAAUUAUAUGAUUCUAGAUUAUCCACUUAGAUAUAAAACUUAAUUAGAUAUUUAAUUACCAAAAGUUAGUAGUUAGAAAAGAAUUCAUUUAUAAUUACCUUCAAUCUCUCCUUAUUAAACUAGACAAUCUAGCUUUGUUUUUAGACAGUCAUGA
Messenger RNA from Paramecium sonneborni, 1473 nucleotides. NCBI's taxonomy places the organism in Eukaryota, Ciliophora, Oligohymenophorea, Peniculida, Parameciidae. The record is from the annotation of a GenBank genome assembly.